Messenger RNA from Punica granatum (pomegranate), 2068 nucleotides. NCBI's taxonomy places the organism in Eukaryota, Viridiplantae, Streptophyta, Magnoliopsida, Myrtales, Lythraceae. The record is from RefSeq and is a predicted model, not a curated record.
GGAAUAGCGAGGAGGGAGGAAGAAGGGGGCGGCUCUGGUUUUCAGAAAUUCCAUAUUCCUCUGAUCCUAACAAAAGACAAGAAGACAAUGACGACAAACACAACCUCUUGCAUUGUCGCCAACGCAGCCAUGGAAAAGUCCUCCACCUUCAAGACAAGAGCUGCUUCCCUUCCAAUUGGCUCCGUCCGCUAUAUAACCCUAGAACCCUCCUCUCCCCACAGGAGGACUGUUCCAACCCCACCCUUGCCCGAGGAGGCCACUAAUUUCCCAUGGAUUAGCCCCUUCAAGCAACUCUCGUCUCCCAAGCUCCGAAAUUUCCUUGGGGCUUCUGCUCGGCCUGAAGCCCACUGGAAAUCCCAGAUGGGAAUUUGAAGCUGCUGCUUCAGUGGUUCAGUUAUUCGACCGACGACUGAGCUGUCGACGUUCACUUUCUCCGGCAGUGGCCCUCCUGAAGCUCACUGUUGUAUAUCUCGGCUUCGGGUGGCGGGAAUGGUUCAGGACGAGGGGUCUUCAUCGGUGACUUCAUCCCCACUUCAGUACUUCUCCUUGAUGUCACUGUCUCCUGGGAUCGGGUCCCCCUACCCUUGGCUCAAAGAACUCAAAUCCGAGGACAGGGGUUUGUACCUGAUCCAUCACCUUCUUGUAUGUGCCAAUCACGUAGCUUCCAGUAGCAUCGACAAUGCCAACCUUGCACUCGAGCGAAUCUCUCUCCACGCCUCCCCUGAUGGGGAUGCGAUGCAGAGGAUCGCCGCCUACUUCACCGAGGCCCUUGCGGACCGAAUCCUCAAGAACUGGCCUGGUCUCCACAAGGCCCUUAACUCCACCAAGAUAACUUCCAUCACUGAGCGGAUUCUCGUACAAAAACUCUUCUUUGAGCUCUGCCCCUUCUUGAAGCUCUCCUACUUGAUCACCAACCAAGCCAUAUUAGAAGCCAUGGAAGGGGAGAAGAUGGUCCACAUUAUCGACCUCUAUGCCUUUGAACCUGCACAGUGGAUCAAUCUUCUUCAGUCAUUGAGCACCCGGCCCGAGGGGCCGCCGCAUUUGAGAAUCACGGGCAUUCAUGAGCAGAAGGAGGUGCUGGAGCAGAUGGCCUUUCGAUUGACUGAAGAGGCUGAGAAGCUGGAUAUCCCCUUCCAGUUCAAUCCCAUCGUGUGCACGCUUGAGAAUCUCGAUGUCGAGAGCCUGCGGGUGAAGACAGGAGAAGCCCUUGCGAUAAGCUCGGUCCUUCAGCUGCAUUCCCUAUUGGCAAUAGAUGAUGAGAUGCAGAAGAGGAGUUCGCCACCUUCUGCAUCCAAGAGUUUGAACUCUAACAAUUUACAGAGAGUCCUCCAUAUGAAACAGCGGACUCUGGGAGAGUGGCUCGAGAAAGAUCUGAUCAACAUAUAUAGCCCAAGCCCAGAUUCGGCAUCUGCAUCCUCACCAUUAUCCCUGAAUGCAUCCCCCAAGAUGGGGAGCUUCUUAACAGCCCUGUGGGGCCUGUCCCCCAAAUUGAUGGUGAUCACUGAGCAAGAGUCCAACCAAAACGGAUCAGGCUUAAUGGAACGGGUCCUGGAAGCACUGAAUUUCUAUGCUGCGAUGUUCGAUUGCUUGGAAUCGACUAUCCCAAGAGCAUCGGUUGAGCGGCAGAGGGUUGAGAAGAUGCUCUUCGGGGAGGAAAUCAAGAACAUUAUUGCCUGCGAGGGGGUGAAGAGAAGGGAGAGGCACGAGAAGCUCGAGAAAUGGAGCCUCAGGCUCGAAUUAGCGGGCUUCGGGAGGGUUUCUCUGAGUUACAGUGGAAUGUUGCAGGCAGGAAGGUUGUUGCAGAGCUAUGGGUUCGAUGGAUAUAACAUAAAAGAGGAGAAUGGUUGCUUCUUCUUGUGCUGGCAAGAGAGACCUAUGUUCUCGGUUUCAGCAUGGAGGUUUAGGAGGUAUGACUAGUAUUAAAGAUCAUGUCGAAUUUCUGUUCUUUUUUUUUUUUUUCUCCUUCUGUUUCCCAUUUUUUCCUACUUAUCCUUUGUGUAAAGAAACUCGAGGUUGCUUACUGCCCAAGAGCGUGAAUAGUGGACCGAGGAAAAUGUUUGAAGAUGAA